This is a messenger RNA of Cryptomeria japonica (Japanese cedar), 1750 nucleotides long. RefSeq names its product protein EXORDIUM-like 3. The transcript has a single exon. NCBI's taxonomy places the organism in Eukaryota, Viridiplantae, Streptophyta, Pinopsida, Cupressales, Cupressaceae. The coding region runs from base 343 to 1353 and encodes 336 amino acids. The record is from RefSeq and is a predicted model, not a curated record.
AAUUCAACAAACUGUUAGAAACUCCUUUACAAAAUCGUGUUUCUCUGUGUAAAACUUUCAACUACCACCGCCCAGCUGUAUACAACUGAAAUUUCAGGAAUUAGGGACAAAAAGAAGAAAAUUGGGACCCACUUUCUUAAAACCCUAAUACCCAUAUACGUAUCUGAUUCUAGACCAUGAAUGCUUCGCUGCACUCGUUCCCAAGUGGCCACGGAUACGCAGCGUAUAUACAAACCCUACGGUUAUUCACAUAACCCAUGAGAGUAGAAGGGUUCAGGGCAAUGUUAUAUAACUAGGGGCCAAUGUGGUUGUUUAACAUUGCAUUUUGAACCCACUUCGGAAAUGGGUAUCUGGUCAACAACAUUCUUAGUUGUUGUAUCUCUGGUGUUGUCAGUGGAAGGAUGGAGGCCAUGGCCAGAAAAUUUCAAUCAGACGGCGAAGGAGCAGUCUGGGCUUAUGUUUGGAAGCUCCAAGAAGAAUGAAGGUUCAUCGCCCUAUGUGAAAAUGAGAUACCACAUGGGUCCUGUUCUAACUUCUGCUAUCAAUGUCCACGUGAUCUGGUAUGGCAGAUGGAGCAACAAGGAAAAGAGGAUUAUCAGGGAGUUUCUUCUCUCCAUCUCCAACACUAGUGGUAGCAGCCCUUCUGUGGGGGAGUGGUGGCGGACUGUGCAGCUCUACACUGACCAGACUGGUGCCAAUGUGAGCAGAAAUAUUGUUAUAGCCAGUGAACACCAGGACCGGUAUUCCCAUGGGAAGAUCCUCAGUAGAUUGACUGUUCAGGAGGUUAUCAAGAAUGCCAUUAAUGCCAAGCCCAAUCCCCUUCCUGUAGACCCUAAAAAUGGGCUGUAUCUUCUACUGACUGCCAGUGAUGUGCAAGUGCAGGACUUCUGUAGGGCGGUGUGUGGGUUCCAUUACUUCACUUUCCCCUCCAUUGUGGGCUACACGCUGCCCUAUGCCUGGGUUGGGAACUCUGGAAAGCAGUGUGCUGAUCUGUGUGCAUAUCCUUUUGCAGUACCCUCUUACAUGACUGGAAUGAAGGCCUUCACCCCUCCCAAUGGCGAUGUGGGCAUUGAUGGAAUGAUCAGUGUGAUUGCUCAUGAGUUGGCGGAGCUCUCCUCCAAUCCCCUCAUAAAUGCCUGGUAUGCUGGUGAGGAUCCCACUUCCCCUACUGAGAUAGCAGAUCUGUGCGAGGGUGUUUAUGGUACAGGCGGUGGUGGCUCCUUCACUGGCCAAGUUCUUACUGACAGAGUUGGAGCCAACUACAAUACCCAUGGCAUUCGUAGGAAGUUUCUGGUGCAAUGGGUUUGGAACAAUGCCAUCAGUGCGUGCGCAGGACCAAAUGCAUUAGAUUAAUGAACAUGGUCUUUGAGGUUGGAGCUUUUUGCUCAUUCAUGGGCUUUGGAGGUUGUAGGGUUUUUGGCUCAUUCUUGGGUAGCCAGCAAUAAUGGAUAAAUUAGGAUUGUUUUCCCCGCUUCCCCUCAGCUACAUCAAUACCUGUGUCUUGAUUGUGUUGAUUUAAAAGUCAGGAUCUUUCUGUGGGUUUGCUUUAUUCCAGCAUUUAGAUCAGGUUCUCAUCCUAAGCAGGUUUGUUCUGCUGAAAGUGAUAUUUAGAUCUCUAUCUACAAUGCCAGUUUAGUAAUUUUUACUCUUGUAGGAUUUAAGUGAAGUACAUGAGGGUGCUGUAGAAACCCAUGUAUGAGCUAUUGCCUUGUAUAUCUUCUUAUGAUCGCAAAGAUUACCAUUUUUAUCA